Panthera uncia (snow leopard) is the source of this 10537-nucleotide messenger RNA. It is a transcript of the gene ARMH4, whose product is annotated as armadillo like helical domain containing 4. The transcript has 7 exons. NCBI's taxonomy places the organism in Eukaryota, Metazoa, Chordata, Mammalia, Carnivora, Felidae. The record is from RefSeq and is a predicted model, not a curated record. The coding region runs from base 57 to 2396 and encodes 779 amino acids.
ACUCAAUUACUGGAAUUGUCAACUCUGCCAAUUUAUGUGCACAUUUCUCUUCCACUAUGAGCAGACCAAUUGUAUUGCACAUUUGUCUGGCAUUCUGUGGCCUUCUACUUCUCAACGUUGCCACACAAUGCGUGGCCUUCCCCAAAAUGGGAAGAAGGGAGAUAGCACAUGGUCUUGCAGAAACAGGGCAGCCAGAGAGGAUGAACACAGAUGACCCAGAAAAUGACUCUGUUACUUCAAAGUGCACUCCCCAGUUGGUAGUCUCUGAAGAUCCAAUGAUAGUGUUAGCGGGGCCAUCAGCAACAUCUUUAAAUAAAGUAUUUCCUAUUAACAAAGAAGCUCAUCCAGUAGGAACUGGGCUUAUGCAGCCUAAUAGUCCUGACAUUUACACUGCUACCGAGACAGUGAUCCCUGUGGAGGAGGAAGUGUUUGGGUCCAGCCAGCCAGAGAGAGUGUCUUCUGAAAGCCGACUCUCCAAGGCCAUGCUAACCAACCCUACCGCUGCAACCGCACCUCUGAAUAUGGAUGAGAAGGAGGAACUCUUCAGUAGUACCCUCAUUCAGCCCAUUGCGGAAGGGACCACAGAAGCAACACUGGGUUUUCUGAAGCAUGUGGAUCAUCAGUUGUUUGCAACUGAAAGUCAGGAAAGAGUUAGUCUGGGACAUUUCCCUUCCUCCGAUGUGAAUACUAAAGAAAUGCUGACCACCAGUCCAAGGACAGAGAAGUUUGAAGCCGAUGCAGAACAUAGGGCAAGUUUUUCCCCUGGUGCUGAGCCCGCAGCAGGCAUGGCGCCUGGAAGCCCCAUGCCUGAUAGGGAGAAGCCUUUGCAGAUGACAGCUGAUCAUACCCAGACUACCGCCACCAAGCACUGGCUCACAACCUCUGAGUACACCCUGAGUGUUGAGCCAGAAACUGACAGGCCGCUGGGAGCCCCAGGAGUCACAGUGAGUGUCAGCACUGCUGUUCCAGCUGCCUCUGUCAUAAGUGAUGAGUGGGAUGACACUAAAUUAGAGAGUGUAAGCCAGAUAAAGAUCCCAAAGCUUGGAGACAAUAUGGAGACCCAGGUGGGAAUGGCAACGUCUCAGACAGCCCGAGUAACAGAUAACGAUGCUAUGGAAGGUAUGGAAGAGGAUGAACCUUUGACAGAGGUUGCAGAUGUGGCUCUGGGGCUGCCAGAAGGGGAAACCCACAUGGGGACAGCCCUGCUAAUGGCACCCGGGGAGGAGCGAUCGUCUGCCUUCACGGAUCAAAGUUCCUUUACUCCCACGAGUUUGAUGGAAGAUAUGAAAGUCUCUGUUGUAACCCUCUUCCAAGAUACUGCAGACUUCAUGGAAUCCACUAAGGAGAAUGAUGCUAUGUUUUUCAUAGAGACCACUGUCUCCAUCUCGGAAUAUGAAUCUGAGGCGCAUCAACUAUUGGGACAUACAUUGAAAGACAUCCUCACUCAAGAGAUGACAACAGUUGUUCAAGAAACAGAAGCCACUUUAUCACUGGUGACACAAGAGCAGCAGGUUUCUACCCUUGAGGUUACCAGAGAAAAUGGUAAGAUUGAGGAAGGAGAAGAGCCCCCCUCCACCACAUCUGGUGUUCCUGCCGUUACUCAGCUGUCGAGGAGAUGGGAGCCUCUGGCCACGACACUUUCCACUGCGGCCACGCCUCUGUCUUUUGAAGUUACUUCUGCUCUGGAAGAUCUAAUGGACACCAUCACAGGGCCAAAUGAGGAAUUGUUCACACCAGUUAUGGGCUCUCCAGUGACUCCGCCUGGAAUAUUGGAGGAAGCACCCAGCAUUUUCCCAGCACUUUCUGAUUCUGAGGCACCCUUUGAGACAAGAACCAUUGUUCCAUCCAUUAGCCGUGUUAAUACAGCUGCCUCAUUUGGCCUGGAACAACUUGAAUCUGAAGAGGGAGAAGAAGAUGAGGAUGAAGAGGAUGAGGAGGAGGAAGAUGAAGAAGAGGAAGAUGAGGAGGAAGAUGAAGAAGAUAAAGAGGCAGAGCCCCUGGAUGAGAGCUUGGAUGGUGAUGCUGAGCUGCUGGGGUUUACUCUCCCUGGCGUCACGUCUCAGGAACCUGGUUUAGAACAAGGAAACCUGGGCCCUUUGGAGGGAGCUACCUACCAGGUGCCAGACGCCAUCGAGUGGGAGCAGCAGAAUCAGGGCCUGGUGAGAAGCUGGAUGGAAAAACUAAAAGACAAGGCUGGCUACAUGUCUGGGAUGCUGGUUCCUGUAGGGGUUGGGAUAGCUGGAGCCUUGUUCAUCUUGGGAGCACUGUACAGCAUUAAGGUUAUGAAUCGGCGAAGGAGAAACGGCUUCAAAAGGCAUAAAAGAAAGCAGAGAGAAUUCAACAGCAUGCAAGAUCGAGUAAUGCUCUUAGCCGACAGCUCUGAAGAUGAAUUUUGAAUUGGAUGGGAGUUUAAUUGGGAUAUUCGACUGUGUUAUUUUAUUUUUUAUUUCGGGGCAAAAAAAAGAACAGCAUCCUGCAACAUGACUACGGUCAGGCCAUCAGUCUUACUAUCUUCUGGGCAGUAGAUUUUUCUUGUACUGAGCUGAAAAGGCAUGCUGUAUACUUAAUGUAAUAGUCAGUGUUUGUUUUUCUUCUGUAGUAAAUUUCCCACAACCGUAGGCUACAACUCAUCAAUAUGCAGCGUUCAUGUUGCUCACCAAGAGUUGCUAGGUAAAUAAUUUGUAUUUUUCCAAAGGGCCUUUGCCUUGGUUUACCUGCACUAAGUAUAACGAUUAUUGCUGCCAAGGUAUGUUGGCUCUGAAAUAGAAAUCUUAACAAAGAAUAACUUGUGAUGACUGCAUUCUGCCUACUUGAAGCUAUAGGCUUCUGGGCCACAGUACAUCCUACAUUUGCAUCAAGACUAGCAGCAAGUUAGAAUGAAAUCUUUUUGUUGUUGUCAAGAAGAUCUCUCGGCACAUUAGGAUUGUGUCUAGAUUUGUAUGUACCUUGCAUUAUAUAUUCCAGUCUCCCAGUUUUAUUAUUUUUCAUCUUCUGUUUUUAUUCUCAUUUUUGGCAGGAAAAAAAAAGCACCAGAAAUAAUACAUUAAGUUGACUCUCAGUCUCAAUGCAAACUUGUUUUCUUAAAGAGUGUGAUUGAGCCCAACAGACCUAUCAGUAGAUUCUUACAUGUCUUUCAUUAAGAGAUGUUCUUUUUUGUGUGUCAUUUGACUUUGCAAGAAGAAAUGAGGAAGAAAUCAGGACGAAAAUGAGGGUUGGUAAGCUCUCAGAGCAUUUAUCUCUGCCAUUUGGCUCUGUGCUUGUGUGGCCACUAUUGUGAAUUAUUCAGAGUGCUGCUUUUCUACUUCUGGGGUCCUGGCCACACAAUGAUUGGGCCAGCACUGGUUCUUGCUUGGCUUUAUUAGACAACAGACAUCCUGUGGUGGAUGCAGGCUCAUUGGCCAGAGUCCUGGCACAUGAUGGAGCUUAUGAAAACCCAGCCUCUCUCAGGGCAUCCUCUUCCGGGGAUGUUGCCCUAUGUUAGAUCAUUUCUCAUUUCUUUUGCAAUGUAAUUCCUUGCCCUAUCUUUUGGAUCUGGGUAUUCGGGACUUCUUUAAGUCAAGUUUUUAGGGAUAGACUUGGCUCGUUUGCAUGGGGGAAUAAAGGUUACCACUAACACUGUCCUUAGUGCCUGACACAUAGAGAAUCUGUUCACGUUUAUUGGAGCCUGCUGUGCCGCAUUCGAGGCAAGUUGCAGUUAUUCCUCACAGCUACUGUAUGACGUAGGAUAUACGUUAUGACUUAGGACGUAUGUUUUUAUUCUCCCCGUUGACUAAAAACAGAACUGAAGCAGAGAAGUGAAAUGAUAACCCAAAAUUAUGCCCAGGAACAAUCAGGACAAGAGCCCACUUGGACUCAAAACUGUGCACCCCUCUCAUCAAUUCAGUGCCUUUCCACAUACUUUGCAGGAAGCAGUGACGUUUCAGAGUCCUUUAAAACCGGAAGUCCUUUAAAACAGGAAGCAGUGACGUUUCAGAGUCCUUUAAAAACCAAGAUUCUAAGGAAAUACAGGAGACCCUUGAACAACAUGGGAUUGAACUGCACGGGUCCACUUAUACGUGGAUUUUUCAAUACAGUACUAUAAAUCUAUUUUCUUUUUCUUAUGAUUUUCUUAACAUUUUCUUUUCUAUAGCUUACUGAUUGUAAGAACACAGUAUGUAAAGCAUAUAAUAUGCAAAUUAUAUGUUAGUUAGCUGUUUAUGUUAUCACUAAGGCUUCUCAUCAAUAGUAGGCUGUUAGUAAGGUUUUUGGGGAGUCAAAAGUUAUACUUAGAUUUUCCUUUAAAAAAUUUUUUUUAAUGUUUAUUUUUGAGAGAGAGAAACAGAAAGCAAGUGGGGGAGGGGCAGAGAGAAGGGAGAGAGAAUCACAAGCAGGCUCUGAGCUCUCAGCACAGAACCUGAUGUGGGGCUCGAACCCAUGAACCACAAGAUCAUGACCUGAGUCUAAGUCCAACGCUCAACCCACUGAGCCACCCAGGCACACAGUUAGAUUUUCAACUGUGCAGGCGGGGGGGGGUUGGCACUGUGAACCCCUGUGUUGUUCAAGGGUCAGCUGUAUGUAGUUGGUUGGCCAAGGAACAUUUCACAUGAAUUUCUGUCUUUGUGAAAUGAACAAUGCCUUACUAACUUCCCUUUUAUUCACACACUGGUCUCUUCCUCUCCCACCUCAGCUAUUUCUUUUACAACCACAUAGAUUUACUAUCACCUAUAGAGAACUAACAGAAAAAACUUUCUAGAAUCCAUUGUUGAAUGAUAGCUAGCAUGCAAGCAUGUUUUCAUCAAAUAAUUUCUUUUUUUUUUUUUUUUUUGCCAAAAGAUGUAAGCAAAUGUGUGAAGUUGGUCAAGAAAAUGAGAAGCUCAAAUACAGUUAGAGGUUAACAAUUGACAAAUAAGCUCAAAGUCGGGCUUUAAAAAUAAAAUUCAGCAUCAUGACACUCAUAAGUAAUUUGUAAUUUCAAGAACAGAGACAUCCUGAUACUGCAUAGGGUAUGUUUGUCUUUUCUAAGAGCAGCCCCUUGCUGUAAGGGUUCCUAAGGUUAGGAGGAGGAUGGGCAUGAUUGUUUUCUUAACAAGCUAUUUAUAGUGAACACACAAUAAACCAUUUCAUUCAGCAAUACCUGGGCAAUGCUAAUGGCUAUCAGUGCCUCAGGCUACUCUUAAUCUGUAGUUUUCACUAGACCAUGGCUAAUAGGUUGAACUUUCAAACUGUAGAAUAAUAAGGUCACAAAUAACAGACACAUAUUUUCAUUUUUUCCAGAAGGCCAUGGGGAUGAUAUGUAUGUGCAUUUAGGCUAAGCAGAAAUGUCUCCGCAGGCCUUUUUUUAGGAAGGUGACUGUUAAGAGACAAAGAGAUGACUUAGAUCACAGUAGAUUUCUGUAUGAACCCAUUUCACCACCUGGGUUGUGUGGAAGGUUCUGUAGAUGGCUCAACUGCUAUGCUUAUCUUGGCCACUUUCCUCACUGUCAGUGGCUGUGGCACAAUGAUGUUGAGUAGUUAGCUGAAAUUAUUGAGAGGUUGUUUAUCAGAAUUUUCAGAAAAGGUUGUCUUGUUCUAAACAAAACCCGAGAUUGGCGUGUUGCCACCAGAGGGGGGUGCUGGCUAGUGGUUAUACUAUAGUCCAGAUUAAAAGUAGUAAAUCAGGCACUGAUAGUUUUACCUAACAUAAGUGAUUGAUAUGCUCAUAUUUGCACAUUAAAAAUAAAAAGGCAAAUCUUUAUUCUAACAACGAACCUUAAAACAUUUAGCAGCAAAAUAAAUAAAGCUGUCUGGUGGGGGCUGCGUGAUAGCUGCAAGCUUCAGUUGCUAACAUCUUCCCUUCUGAGCUGUAUUCAUUUUCUCAGAACUGCAGCUGUCCCACUGCAGGGGCAGGGAUUGUAUCUUAUUCUCAGAGGGAGAGGCAGUGUUUCCCAAACUCCGGGUGAUUCCUGGUGGGAGCUGGCUCCUAGGAAUCACCUGGGAGAUAUGUUCAACACAACAGAUUCCAAGGCCCUGCCCCAGACCCAUUGAAUCAGUAUCUCCAAGGGAGGAGUUUGGGACUCCUGUACCCAGGCAAGUUAGAGAAUAGAGUUAGGAGGGCAUCUAUCCAGAGAACAGCUUCCUUAGUAAAGAGAUGAGGGAGAGCAGGUCCCAUGGGGAAGAAACGCCCUAGUCAGCUAUCCAAUAAAUCACACCUGCCGUUGUGGAGAAUGGAAAACAAAAGGAAAGAGAAAAGGGUAGAAGCUUCUAGAACGAAUAGAAUGAUGGGUCAGAGAGAAAAGGUCUCCUCCUAUGUCCCUGAUGUCUUUUUCUCUAAUCAGAAGGUAGUACUUUUCUUUCACACCUCUUCAGAUUUUCCUCGCCCAUUAGCUGCUUCUUUCAGUAGCUGCUAGUUUAAUUUAUAUGCAAUAUUUGGAGUUAAUUAGUAUCCCAGGGAAACAGAUUCCCUUAGCAAUGCUUUAGCCUUGGCUUCAGCUCAUAAACUGCCUCAGAUACAGUCUUCCAGAAACAUUUUCUUAAAGUACCUGUAUCUCUUACAUAGGUCAAUAAUGUUGUGGGGAAAUUGUUAAAGCACAGUUUUAGGACAUAUUUAAAGUAGUUUUAGCUUGGUCAGUCACAGCCGAUUCUUUAUUUCAUUAUUAUUAUUUUUUUUAAAGCUAAGACUUAAAAGUCAAAUGUUACAGAGACAUCAGAAAAUAAUAUAGAGCCAUAUAGAACAUUCUGAAUGCCUGGUGCUUUUCUCCACGUUCCUCUAGAUAUCUCUUUCAUGUGGAAGUCCAAGUGAAAUAUCCAAUUUCUGUGGAUAUGAAUAAUCAAUGUUUCUACCAGCUGCCAAAAAAGUAGCUUUUGGGAAUAAGAUAUAUCAUGUGGCUGAAGUUUAUAGCUAUGUGCCCUUUUGGCAAGGUAGGCUUUGUUAUGAUUACAGGGAAAUCUGUGAAAGAAAUCUCUACUUUUAAGGGUAUGUGAAUGUAUGGUGACAAGGAAAGAAGUGUGGGUAGAAGAAGAUGCAAGAAAAGUCACAAUGCAAUGGAAACGUAAACAUGGCACAAAACACUGGAAUGUGCUAGAGGAGGCCAAAGCUCCAUUGAAUGGACCGAUGCUUGGAAAAAUGAUACAGACAAGUAAGGAGAAAAAGGCAAGUGAGUUAGGCCAUUGGCAGGGGAAGGCGCUAUAAACCUAAAUUUGCUUCCAUCGUUUCCAUCAAAGAAAAUUAUCCUACACUAGGUAGAAAGGACAUGAGUGGGAGGGAAUUGAAACCCAAGAUCAACGAGAAGACAAAAGGAGCUUGGUUACUUUAAGUAAUCUCAGUUAAAUAUCUUUCUUAAUUAAACAAAAUUCAAAUAACUGUAUAUAAAUCUAUAGGAAUAGGAAACAAUUUGAAAGCAAAAUAAUGGUGUUGACCAAAUAGAAGCCCCUUAUUUGUAUGUUUAGCAUCCCCCAUAGGACACAGACCUUUUUGGGAUCUAUUUACUCCAUAAUUACCAAUUUUGGCAGUCAAAAAUAGCUGGAAACAUAAUUCUGUCGCUUAAGUUCUACAUUCAGCAAAAAUAAUCUGCGUUUAUUUUGUAAGCCACUGUUAGCUAUACAAAUGCAUUGGGAUUACCCUAUUUUGGGUAAUUGAUACAUCUAACUCGCUGUUAAUUAGCCUAAAUUAUUAUGUGUAUAUAGGAUAAAGGAGAGGAAAGAAAGGAGGAAGAAAGAAAGAAAAAAGAAAUUUCCUCCAGAUAACAGCAGCCAAAGUGCAAAGAAACAAAUCCUAUACUCCUCUCUUCUAGUAUGCUUAAAUACAGAAAACAAUAUUGGGGUAAAAACACACACACACACACAAACUCUCAAAUCUUCCAUUUAGUAAGGCAAAGGUCUUACUUUCCAUUCUCAAGAAGCAACAGGAACAAUAAUACAAAUAAUAACCAUUAAUAAUUUGUAAUAUGGACUAGUAUACAUUCUUACCCUAAGACAGCAGUCUCCAGAUCUGAAGUUUAAGACUGAUUUUGUUGAGAGGUGUAACCUUUUGUGGGAUAACGAUGGAGGAACUGAGGAGAAUUAACUACUGGGAGAAAAAUCCAGUUUUUCCCUUCAAUGCUUAUAGAUAUGGGAACAGAGUACAAAUAGAAUGGAAGGCGAAUGGGUGCGCACUUGGCUUUUUUUAUUACCUCUGAGGCUGGGAGGUCACUUGCUCUUGUCUUAAAACACUGAACUUGGUAUCAGGUUAGGACACUGGGGUUUAUAUUAACCAAUGUGCUGUACAUCUCCAUGUUUUCUUCCUAAUUCACAGUGAAAGAAAGGAUGGAACCAAUAGCAUUUGAAACAUUUCUCCAAUUUUAUGCCUCACAGAGUUUGUGUACUUUCAGGGGUCUUCAUGAUCAAACAGACCAAAAUAUACACUUAGGAAAGUAUAAAUCCAGUCUUCCAAAAAAAGGAAGAUGUUUGGAUACAAGGUGCUUCAAGCCCUUCUCUUCCAAAAAGGAAUUUUGGCACAAAAUCUCCAAUGAUCAGUUUCCCUCAUUUGCUUCUUUGUGUAAGAGAUAAAGGAAAGGAGAGGAAAUCUGAAAUGGUUCUGUAGUUGGACAAAUCAAAUCCCAAAAGUCAAGGGACAGAGGGUGGUUAGAGAUUGAGUAAAUGGGCCAUUUUAUCACAGGGGCAGGAUGGGACCCCCCCAAAAAAGGAGCAUCUAAUGCUGCCAAGAUUGGGGAUGUUUCUCCAGAGCUCGUAGCAUCAAACCUGAAACCGGAGGGAUGAGUCAGGGUUAGUCAGGUGAAGAGGGGGAUGAGAUGGGUCUUCCAGCCAGGGGAACCUCAUGUACAGAAGCCAGCAGUGAGAGAUCAUGGAAAAUUCAGCAGGGAGAGAUCAAGGAGUUAGUAUGGCUGGAGUGCUGGAUAUACUAGGGAGGUGAGGGUUGGGGUUGGGGUCGGGGGUGGAAAAUGGCAAUGAGAAAUAGGCAGCUGAUCCUGAAGAGUCUGCUAGGUCAUGUCAAGGAAUUAGGACUUCAUUUUGAGGGCAUUCCUAGAUGUCAUGGAAAGAUCUUAUGCUGAGAAGUGUUAAGAUCAGGGCUGAGUUCAUGGAUUGGCAAAGUUAGAGUCGGGGACACCAGUCAGGGGCUGGUGCAGCAGUGCAGGUGAGAGGUGACUGUGGCCUGGACCAAGGCUGCGGGAGUGAAUGGAAGGGAAGGAUGGUUCCAGGAGGGGUUUAGGGCAGGGAAACAGGACUCAGGGGUUGGCUAGAAGUGCAGAUGGGGGAAAAGACAGUGGUUAAAGCUGACCAGGGUCAUGACACUUUUGAGGCUCUCCAGAUAUUAUGGAGUCUAGUGUCCUGGUUUCUGAAGGACUGACUUUAUGUUAUUCCAGCACAGCUCACCUGAAAAAAAUACAAACAAAAAAAACCUUACAUGUCUGCCAGAAAUGUGUAGGCAACUUUAACUUUCUACAUAAUGUAUGUGAGUGUGUGUUCAUUCUCUGUAACUUAAUAGUAGGUUCCAAAGAAAAACUUUAAAUUUAAUAAAACUUAAAUGGAACAUCUGGCGAAAACCCUCCAAAUACCGUUAAAUGUUUAUAUGACUUUGGUUGAGCCCAGGUAUGAAUUACUAUCUGAGCUCUGAUUGCCUCUCUCACUUUGAAAAGACUGGUAAGUUUCUUAUUUUUUCGAUGAGAACCAAAGCUCUGGAUCUUGUGGGGUUUUUUGGGUUCUUUUUUUGUUGUUGUUAUUUGUAAGAACCAACUUGAUACAUUGUGUAUCUAUAGGAUUACUUUCUCAUUUCUUUUUCAGUUUUAUUGAGAGAGUUGGCAUACAGCUCUGUGUAAGUUUAAGAUGUAUACCGUGUAAUUACUUGACAUAUGUGUAUUGUGACAUGAUUAGCACAGGAAGUUUAGCUAACAGCUGUCUCCUCACAUAGUUACAAAAAUGUUUUUUCCUUGUGAUGAGAACUUCUAGGAUCUUCUCUUAGCAACUUUGAAGUACACCACAUCGUCAUGGUGUACUCAUUUAUCUUGUGACCGGAAGUUUGUACCUUUUGACCACCUUCUUCCAAUUUUCCCACACAACCUACCCCACUCCUCAGGAUCUUGUUUUCUUGAAAACAAAUCCAGGAGGCUUCUCUCAAGGCUGUUCUGCAUGAGGAUGAGGUCAGGGUUUGGGUGUGCGGCUACGAAGCCACGCAGGCUCCAUCUCUCAGCGCUGAGUGGUUUCUGCGAACUUUUGACAGUUGUCAUGGCUGAUCAUCAAGUGGUUAAUCUUCCUUAGCAUAUGAAAAAUAAAGUAGGUUUUCCACGGUUGCCAUGUCAACACAAGGCUGGAUUCUGGAGGGCUCAGGGCAACAAUGUAGGUUUGCGGAAAUGCAGAAAAGCAUGAGAAGAAAAUAAUUAUUACUCAGUCUCACUCCCUGGAAAUAACCAUUGUGAACAUUUUGGUCUGUAUAUUUCUAAUCUUUUUCUCUGUGUAUUUAUGAUAUGUUCUAUAUACAUGCUUUUAUUUGUACACAAAAUCAGGAUUAUCAUUUACUUGCUGUCUUGUUACCUCCCUAUAGCUACAAUUUUUCAUGGUUGUUUAAAAGGAAUAAAGGGAAAGAAAA